AUGGCUGAAGAUUUUGAUGUAGAGGCUAUGCUUGAAGCCCCAUAUAAUAAAUCGGAUAACACUUCCUCAUCAAAGCAUCGAUCGGACAAGCACUCUGAUAAGCACAGAGAAAGAGAAAAGGAUGGCAGCCGAAGACGCAGCAGGUCAAGAGACAGACGAAGAUCGCGCGAUAGGGAUUCACGCCGCUCAAGAGAAAGAGAUGACAAAAGGGAUAAAGAAAAGGAUCGCGAUCGCAGGGAUCGUGAUAAGGAAAGGAGCGAUCGAAGCCAUAAAGAUAAAGACCGUGAUAGGGAUAAGGAAAGGGAAAGAGAAAGAGAUAGAGAAAAGAGACGAAGUGGGGAUAAGGAACGUAGCAAAGAAAGAGAACGGAGUCGUGAUAGGCAUCAUAGGCGCGAAAAAAGUCGCGAGAAAGAACAUAGUAAAGACUACCGCUCAAAGUCAAGGGGUAUUGAACCUAAAAUAGAAGAUUUACCGCCAGAGGAGAGAGAUUUGCGGACCGUAUUUUGUAUGCAAUUAUCUCAGCGUAUAAGAGCUAAAGAUCUAGAAGAAUUCUUUUCUUCUGUUGGUAAAGUUCGAGAUGUAAGACUUAUUACAUGUAACAAAACUAGAAGGUUUAAAGGUAUAGCAUAUAUAGAAUUUAAAGAUGCUGAGUCUGUACCAUUGGCUUUAGGUUUAACUGGGCAAAAAUUACUUGGUGUUCCUAUUAUUGUUCAACAUACACAAGCUGAGAAAAAUAGAGUAGGCAAUACAUUGCCUAAUUUAGCUCCAAAGACCAGCAAUGGACCAACAAGGUUGUAUGUUGGUUCAUUACACUUUAAUAUAACUGAAGAUAUGUUACGUGGUAUCUUUGAACCAUUUGGAAAGAUUGAUCACAUACAGCUUAUGACAGAUCCUGAGACAGGCAAAAGUAAAGGUUAUGGCUUUCUCACGUUUCAUCAUGCGGCAGAUGCUAAAAAAGCUAUGGAGCAAUUAAAUGGAUUUGAAUUAGCUGGAAGACCAAUGAAAGUAGGAAAUGUAACUGAAAGAACAGAUGGUGGAUCUAGUACUCGUUUUGAUGCAGAUGAACUAGACAGAGCUGGUGUUGAUCUUGGCGCAACUGGCCGACUUCAACUAAUGUUCAAACUUGCAGAAGGCACAGGAUUACAAAUUCCACCUGCUGCAGCAUCAGUUCUAAUGGGUACAGGAUCAAGUCUGGUAGCGCCACAACCACAAGUUGCUCCCCCUAUUGCAACACAAUGUUUUAUGCUUAACAACAUGUUUGAUCCUGCUACAGAAACAAAUCCUAACUGGGAUAUUGAAAUCAGAGAUGAUGUGAUUAGUGAAUGCAACAAACAUGGUGGAGUGCUACAUGUGUAUGUAGACAAAGCAUCACCUCAAGGGAAUGUAUACUGCAAAUGUCCCACGAUAGCAACAGCUGUUGCAUCUGUUAAUUCACUACAUGGCCGUUGGUUUGCUGGUAGAGUUAUCACAGCAGCAUAUGUGCCUCUUGUGAACUACCAUUCCUUAUUCCCUGAUGCGAUGACUGCGCUGACGUUACUUUUACCAUCGCGACAACGAUAA
This is a messenger RNA of Parnassius mnemosyne (clouded apollo), 1560 nucleotides long. The record is from the annotation of a GenBank genome assembly. Lineage: Eukaryota; Metazoa; Arthropoda; Insecta; Lepidoptera; Papilionidae.